AUGGAGUCGCCGACGAAGUCCGAGAAGCUCGUGCAAGAAGACCCACUGGAGAUCGGGCGCGAUGGCAUACCGGCAGAGAUCUGGGAAGAUAUGGUCAAACACGAAAAGUUCAUCUACUUCUCGCUCAUGUUCCUCAACGGCUCGGUGCUCUGGGCCUACUACUCGUGCCUUAGUGCUCAAGAUUUCUACACGGUCGAGUUCCCCGACUCUGGACUCGAUUUCUCGUUCCUCACGACGCUGUGCACGGCCUGGCCCAUGGUUCUCGGCCAGGGACUGCAGAUGGUCUUCGGUCUUGACAAGAAGUUCAGCCAACGCACUCGCGUUCACGUGGGCUACUGCAUCUUCAUGGUCAUGGCUAUCCUCAUUAUGGUCUUCAGCGCUAUCGACUUCUCCAAUCAAAAGACCGGCGGAAUCCUCGUGCUCGUGUGCUUCGGCUGUAUCGGUUUCGGAAAUUCUCUAUCCGAGGCCACAUAUUACACAUUUGCGGCGUUAUUUCCAAUUGAGAAAUUCACGAAUGGAGUGCAAAUCGGCAACACCUGCGCCGGUAUCUUGAAUAUCACAGUGGCCACUGUGUUGCGUCUUGCGGUUGGAGGAGUGAACCAAACGAGUAGCUCCACAAAGUUGAGCUUCUAUCUCUUCUUUAGUCUAUUGGUAAUUGUCCUGGUAUGUGCCAUCCUGCUCUACCGCUACUUGGUGAGUCUGCCAUCGGUUAAAUUCCUAAUGGAUCGCAACGAGAAUUCGGCCAAGGAGGAACAUUUAGCGAAUCAAUCGGUGGGCCGUACACUGCAAAAUCUGAGCCGCAUCUUUUCAAUCAUUUGGAUUCCUGCCAUCGCGCAGUUCCUCAUUUUCUUCGUGUCACUCUCGGUAUUCCCUGGUUUCGGCUGCGCGGCAUCGCGGAACUUGUUUCCUCCGUACAGCGACGAAGUCCACAACCUCACGUCGACAUGGUACUGCUCUCCUGGUAUCAUUGGCAGCUACAACUAUGGCGAUUUCAUUGGUCGUAUCUUGUGUACGGCCGCGGUGUACCGCGUGGUAACCAUGGGGUGGGCGUUCGGGUUGUCUGUCCUCCGUAUCGCCUUCAUCCCGUUGCUACUCAUGGGUGUGGCCGGCACGUCGCUCUAUGCGUUCCCGUUCGGCAGUAUGGGAGCGUUGGCCUACAACAUCGUACUCAAUCUUCUCAUCGGCAUUUCUACGGGUUUACUGUCGACUGUAACAAUGGGCGUGGCGCCUCGAAUGCUGAAACCGGAAGACCGCGAAUCGGGCGGCGCCGUCAUGGUUUUCUUCCUGUUCCUCGGGAUCGCCACAGGCUCCACCUUCGGCUUCCUCGUCAGCGACAACGGAUGGCUCGGUUUUUUUAUUGCAACACCUGCUGCGGUACAGACAGGUUUUGUUGAGCAAGCAGAGCCACAAUCAGUCGAUGUGUCGGUGAUUCGUCCUGGCUACGGACAUUUCUUCCCUCUCACAAGUCGGCCAUUCCGCAAUUCGCCGGGCCAGUCUCAAGAGGUUUCGAGUCCCAUGGAGUCUCCCAGCAAGUCCGAGAAGCUCGUGUCUGACGACCAGGUCGAGCUGGGCCACGACGGUAUGCCCGAGGAGAUCUGGGACGACAUGGUCAAGAACGAACGCAACAUUUUCUUCUCGCUCAUGUUCCUCAACGGCUCGGUGCUCUGGGCCUACUACUCGUGUCUGAGUGCGCAGGACUUCUACACGGUCGAGUUCGCUGAUUCGGCGAAUCAAUCGGUGGGCCGUACACUGCAAAAUCUGAGCCGCAUCUUUUCAAUCAUUUGGAUUCCUGCCAUCGCGCAGUUCCUCAUUUUCUUCGUGUCACUCUCGGUAUUCCCUGGUUUCGGCUGCGCGGCAUCGCGGAACUUGUUUCCUCCGUACAGCGACGAAGUCCACAACCUCACGUCGACAUGGUACUGCUCUCCUGGUAUCAUUGGCAGCUACAACUAUGGCGAUUUCAUUGGUCGUAUCUUGUGUACGGCCGCGGUGUACCGCGUGGUAACCAUGGGGUGGGCGUUCGGGUUGUCUGUCCUCCGUAUCGCCUUCAUCCCGUUGCUACUCAUGGGUGUGGCCGGCACGUCGCUCUAUGCGUUCCCGUUCGGCAGUAUGGGAGCGUUGGCCUACAACAUCGUACUCAAUCUUCUCAUCGGCAUUUCUACGGGUUUACUGUCGACUGUAACAAUGGGCGUGGCGCCUCGAAUGCUGAAACCGGAAGACCGCGAAUCGGGCGGCGCCGUCAUGGUUUUCUUCCUGUUCCUCGGGAUCGCCACAGGCUCCACCUUCGGCUUCCUCGUCAGCGACAACGGAUGGCUCGGUUUGUAG
Phytophthora nicotianae INRA-310 is the source of this 2322-nucleotide messenger RNA. RefSeq lists its product as hypothetical. Gene Ontology annotation, cellular component: plasma membrane. Lineage: Eukaryota; Oomycota; Peronosporomycetes; Peronosporales; Peronosporaceae. Gene Ontology annotation, biological process: nucleoside transmembrane transport. The coding region runs from base 1 to 2322 and encodes 773 amino acids. The record is from RefSeq and is a predicted model, not a curated record. Gene Ontology annotation, molecular function: nucleoside transmembrane transporter activity. The transcript is spliced from 4 exons.